Theileria equi strain WA is the source of this 1467-nucleotide messenger RNA. RefSeq lists its product as hypothetical. The transcript has a single exon. The record is from RefSeq and is a predicted model, not a curated record. Bases 1 to 1467 code for a protein of 488 amino acids. Lineage: Eukaryota; Apicomplexa; Aconoidasida; Piroplasmida; Theileriidae.
AUGCAUCAGAGUUCAGAUAGCUUUAGUCUAUGCAGCAAAGAUAACAAGAGUGGAUACGGGUCUGGAAAAAGUAUUUCUGAGGCAUUGCAAAACUAUAUUAGACACGCCCUGGAAGGUGAAACUGUCACAAGCAACGGUAUGGGAAUAAUGACAAACUCUGAUAAACCUGUAUCUCCUCUUUUCGCUGGAAUAUCCGUGAAAAUAAGUGAUGAUGAGAGUGCUUCGUUUUUGGAUUCUAUCAACCGUGUGAACAAAGAAUGGUUACCAAUAUGCUCUCCACUCUUUGGCCACGAGUUCACUGAACAUUGUGAAACAUGUGAAUCCUCGACUAUCCACAAAAAUAUUAGCAUAGCAGAAGAAAAUUGCUCCUCAAUACGUCUGCAAGACAGUCAUCACAUUACACUCUAUUUUUUUGGAAAAGUUAAGAAAACACCUGAAGAGAAGGAAAAGGACGCACAGUGGAUAAAGGAACAGUUAGAUAAAUUAGACCCUAACUACAGGGUUAUGCUGGAUAAUUUGACACCUUAUGAAUUUGCUGUAGCACUAUUCUACAAAAAAUUCUACAAGAUUCCAUUCUUGUUUGAGGAUGCACACACUGAAAAGGUUGAACACGUGGAACCCAGACAUGGAUUUCCCAUGUGCUGCAAAAAUGUACAAGUUAAGAAUGACCAAGAAGAGCCUAGUUUGGUUCCCGUAAAAAUGCAUUAUCUGGUGCUUGUUCCCGGCGUAGUACUGUUAGCCAUCGUUUCACUUGGCAAAUCGAUAGUAAGUAUUCCAGCCAAGGACUUUAAAACAUUCAGCUUGCUCGAAAAGGUUCCAUUUGUUUCUGAGGAGCAUGGUCUCUGUGGUAGCAGAGUAGGUAGCUUAAUUAAAAAAUGUGAAAAUGGAAAUUCAGUAAUGGUGGAAGAUCAUCACUGUACACAUAUUACUUUGGGCACUGCUAAAGAAUAUAAACCUGUCAUUUCAAAUAACAUAUGCGAAGCGAUCCAAUCUUAUCUCACAUAUGCCAACGCAAAGUGUUCUCACAACAAAGAGUGCUCCGGUGUAGUUAAAAUCAGCAAGCACGACAUUCCAAAAAAAGUAUCAAUUGAGGAGUUAUCUAGCAAUCUUAAGGUAUAUUCUAGUGGACCAUACACAUUUGGGGACAUAAAACUUGGUUUCGUUGCUAGCAUACCUUGGCUUCUAAGCGGUAGUCCUAAGGAGAACGAAUUAUGCGAACCCGAAAAACCACUCAACAUGCAGCAUCAUAAGGGAAACCAUCAUUUCAAAAUAAAGGAUGAGUAUAAGGAUAUUUAUAGAGACACCACAUGUUUCUUUUCAGAAGAUCAUAGUUGGUUCUAUAUAAGGAAGUUACCUGUUGUGCAGGAACAUGAAUCUGGAGAUAACAACAAUGCAAAAUGGCUUGUUGAUGCAUAUAUAGUGCCUAUAAACAAGAUUAUCACUGGAAAUAUACAAUUUAAUGGUUAA